Molecule: messenger RNA, 1623 nt
Organism: Emiliania huxleyi CCMP1516
Lineage: Eukaryota; Haptophyta; Isochrysidales; Noelaerhabdaceae
Exons: 5
Coding region: 1-1623 (540 amino acids)
Cellular component (GO): membrane
Molecular function (GO): sucrose:proton symporter activity
Source: RefSeq, a predicted model, not a curated record
AUGGCCGUCGGUUGGCUCCGCAGGGCCUGCCUGCUGCUCACGGGCGCGGCAGUCGAGUUUGGAUGGGCGGCUGGAGAGACGGUCAUGAUUCCGCACCUCGUCGGAGGCCUGAACCUGUCGGCGACGAUUGCGGGGCUGGUCUAUGUUAUCAACCCGUGCAUCGGCCUCGUGGCGCAGCCAGCGGUCGGCCACGCCAGCGACCGCUGCACCUCUCGCUUCGGCCGGAGGCGGCCCUUCCUCCUCUUCCUCGGCCUGCUGGCCGUGGUCGGGCUGCAGGUGGUGGCGUGGUCGCAUGAGCUGGCUGGCCGCCUCGGCUGGGGCCGCCAGUCAGAGGUGGUGACAGUCUUCGCCGCCUUCACCGCCAUGGACUGUGCGCAUGACCUUCUCCUCGUUCCAGGCCGCGCCCUCGCCCACGACCUCCUCGGCGGCGGCGGCAGGACUGCGGAGAGCGUCGACGCAGACUUCACCGCCUUCCAGAUGGCGGGCCGCCUCUUGGCGCUGCUCGCCGGGAGUGCGCCGCUCGAGGCCCUCCUCUCGCCCCGCGGCGCCACUGCUCCCGCGGGGGCGAGCGCCGAGCCCGACGGCUCCUACCGCCACUUUGUCGCGCUGCUCAACCUGAGCACGCUCUUCCUCGCCAGCGCCGUCACCGCCGCCCUCGUCGCGGGCGCCGCCGACUCGCACGCGCCGACGGGAGAGCGCCACGCAGCGCCGCUGCUGCCCGCAGCCGCCUCCGAGGCCGCCUCCGCCCUCCCUCCCUCCGCCGUGGCGCCGGCGGCAGGCACGGAGGAGGAGGAGGCUGCCGGGACUGCAGCUCGCCGCCUCCCUCGGCACAGCCGCGCGCAGCUCGCCCUCCUGCUGGCGUGCCAGUUCCUCGGCUGGACUCUCAUCCAGUGCCAGGCCUUCUGGUGGACCGAGUGGGUCGGCGUGUCGACCCCGCUGCACGUGCCGCUGCUUCUGCCGGCUGGCGGGCUGCGACUCGCCUUCUGCAGCCUCGCUCUCCAGGCCCUCGUCGCGAUCUGCACCUCGCUCGCCCUCCCGCUGCUCGGCCGCCGCUUCGGCACCGCGACGGCGUGCAGGGGUGCGGGCAGCUGCGCGUGGCGAGCUGUGUGGGCUGCGGGCGAGCUCCUCCUCGUCGCGAGCUGCGUCGGCACGAGGGGCGCCCCCUCCCCCGGAGCGAGGCCUGGGCUCGUCUUCCUGCUCGCGGCGCUGUCGGGCCUCAGCCUCGCGCCGCACAGCGCCUCCAUCUUCUCGCUCUGUGAGGCGGUGAUCGGAAGCGCGAUCGCGUCGCACAAGGCCUCUGUCAUCGCCCUCGCCAACAACACGCUCCCCCUCGCCCAGCUGCUCACCGGCCUCUUCGCCGGCGCCUUUGUGCAGCGCUUCCUCCCGCACCGCCCCGGCGGGUCGAGCAGCAGAGGCGGAGGGGAAGAAGCUGUCGGCUCCCUCUUCCUCUACGGCGGCGCAGCGAUCGGGGGCAGCGAGGCCCUCCUCCUCCUCCUCCUCCGGCUGUACGGCGGCGGCUUUUGGCGCGGCGAGCAGCCUUCAGAGGUGGCCGGGCGCGAGCGAGGCGGCGGGGCCGGAAGCACGGCCAGAACGACAGAGAGUCCGGAUGCGCAACUUGAGUGA